CACAAAUACACACUCACACACACACACAAAAACAAACACAAACACACGCACGCAUACAUACACACACAGAAUCACAUUAACAUCAUAUAAACACGAGCGAGUUCGUUGCCAGUACCGCUGGACUGGCUCCUGUGCAGGUGGCACGUAAAAUACACCAUUUCGAGCAUGCCUGUUGCCAGUACCGCCUGACUGGCCUUCAUGCCGGUGGCACGUAAAAGCACCCACUACACUCUCGGAGUGGUUGGCAUUAGGAAGGGCAUCCAGCUGUAGAAACUCUGCCAAAUCAGAUUGGAGCCUGGUGUAGCUAUCUGGUUUCACCAGUCCUCAGUCAAAUUGUCCAACCCAUGCUAGCAUGGAAAGCGGACGUUAAACGAUGAUGAUGAUGAUGAUGAUGACAAACACACACACACACAGACAAAGGCACACUCACAAACACACACACACACUCACAAACACACACAAGCACACUCACAAACACACGCACACACACAAAUAUACACACAAACACAUACACACUCACAAGCACACACACGAAUACUCACCCUCCCAUACACACAAACACAUACACACAAACAAACAAAUACACACACACACACACGCGCACACAAAUACUCACCCCACCCCCACACCCACACACAUAUGUAUAGGCAUCCUCUUCAGUCUGUUUGCAUAAAGUCCAUUCACAUUAGUGUUUUACAUUUGAUUGUCUCUUCCUCAAUACAGCGACCGUUAUUCCGGCAUUACUACAAAGGUACUGAUGCUGUGGUGUUCGUGAUAGACAGCGCCGACAGAGAAAGGCUCGACGAGCUGAGCUUCGAUGUGAUCCGACCAGCAUUCUUGGCUGAGGAACUCUCCUCGGCUGUCUUCCUCUUCUUAGCAAACAAACAAGAUCUGCCAGAAGCAAUGACAGUCGAAGAAAUCACAGACAAACUCUCGUUGAAGAAUUUAAAACAUGUUUGGAAUAUCAUGCCGGUCAGUGCUCUGACUGACCGAGGUCUAACAGAAGCCCUCGACUGGCUGGCGUGCCAUCUUGGUUCCGUCCAGGCUAAGAAAGCUGUCUACUCCACUGUGCCACCAGCACCUGAAGAAAUGCCACGGAUGCAACGAGAGUCUGGUGACCGACUCGAACAUAGCAUGGACUACUGUUCAAGAGCCUACACUGCCAUUAAGUGCCUCUUCUUCAGAACAAGCCGCACUCAGGAUGUCACCGACAGUUGCCCAACAACAACAACAACUCACCUACAGGACUCACUACAAGACUCGCGGACAACAACAGCACCGGGCAAAUUUCAGAACUGCCCGGAGAAAUAGUUCUUUAAAAGAUAACAAUAACAAUAACAAUAACAAUAAUAAUAAUAAUAAUAAUAAUAAUAAUAAUAAUGAUAAUAUUAUUAUUAUUGAUAAUAUUAAUAAUAACAAUAAUAAUGAUAUGCGGUGACAAUGCAAUGCAAACCAUGUACAGGAGGACUCGUAUGUUCAUGAACAUAUGCAAGCACACACAUACAUAAAUACAUAUAUAUAUAUGUAUGUGUAUGUAUGUAUACAUACAUACAUAUAUAUAUAUGUAUAUACAUGUAUAUAUGUAUAUAUAUAUAUGUGUGCAUAUAUAUUUAUAGUUAUAUUCACACCUUGAAUCAUUAUGUUCAUCCUCAAAUUUUCAAUGCAAAUUGGUUUAACAAAAGAAAUUUUUAAAAAAUGAAACAAAGACAGAAAGAACUAGAGUAUUCUGUGACAAGGUGCAAGUAUUUGUGUGUUAACGACGGUGAGAUAACGAACAAAGAUGAAAUGAACAAAUUACAAAAACUAAAAGAAAAAAAA
Molecule: messenger RNA, 1818 nt
Organism: Octopus bimaculoides (California two-spot octopus)
Lineage: Eukaryota; Metazoa; Mollusca; Cephalopoda; Octopoda; Octopodidae
Product: ADP-ribosylation factor 4
Molecular function (GO): GTPase activity; GTP binding
Source: RefSeq, a predicted model, not a curated record